AUGAAGCUCACAGCGGCAAUUUUGUCGCUCGCUCGGGCGGAUCUUUGGCCGGCAAAGUGGAAUCCUUCCGCCUCUCCAUCGACCUGUGGCGCUGAUGAUGCUGGAGAUCCGGAUAUCGGCGGAGCCUGUAUGGAGGGCACUGAUUGUUGCUUCGUUUGCCCAGAUCCUGGCAAAAAAGAAUACCGAGUUCCACUAAUUGAAUGCGGGGACAAAUUCGCUCCCAACGGAUGCGCUGGUCAAAAUGAACAAGGAUGCACUUGCACCGCUAUGACUUUCGAGGAACAGAUCGAACUCUUCUCAGCGGACUACAUCUUUGACGAUGAUCUUCGCGUCGACCCAAGUCCCCUGAACGACUGCAAGCAAACAGCAACUCACGACUGUGACACUCUCGGCGGCCAUGUUGAUUCAACCAAGACCUGUGCUUCUGCCAUGGCUAACAGCGUCCAGAACAAGGACGCCCGACCCAACGAUGGAAAGAGAAACAUCAUGCAGACAAACGACGGCUUUGCCACUCUCGCUGGAGCGCACCAGCACAUGACCUACCACAUCGAAGAGCCGCUCAAGGAUCAGGUUGGAAUUUCCAUCGAGCAGAUUUUCAAUGAUGUCUGCACUACUGGAAGCUCAGGGGACAUAAAAAACUGUCUUGCUCUUCAAGUUGAAUUGAACAAAGUCCAAGUUCGAAUCGACGGCCAAUUCGCUGCCCUUGACAAUGUUCUCGAAGAUCUUGAAAACAGAAACAACGCUCUUCUUUCCCUCCUUGCUAAGUUGGAAACAGAGGAAGUCGACAAGUGCCCUAACCGAGUCUGCCAGUGCGAGCCAGGAUACUACUGGGAUCCCGAUCAAGUCAAAUGCGUGAAAUGCAUCGGUGUCAUCGUCGAUGGAGUUUGCGAGGAAUGCCCGAAGGAUGAGUUCUUUGAUCCCGAGGUUGGGAAGUGUACCAGCUGCCGUCAUGGAUACGAACCCAUUUGGAUCAAUUUCCCAGAUGGACCCCAAUGCCACCCAGAGCAUAUCGGAGACCACGAUGAGUGCUGCCGCGAAUGUGAUCCCGAGGAAGAAGAUUGGAAUCCCGUCUUCGGUCGAUGUAUGCCAAAGAUCCGGGAGGCCUUUGGAACUGGAGUCGUCCUCCUUGUUGGCGGAAACGACAUUUAUCAGGAAACAACUGAUGCAAUCGUUUUCUGUCCUGGUGCAGUUGACGAAGAUGACAUGGAAUUCGUCGGAGAUGUCAUUGAUAACCAAGCCUACAAGUCAACCAUGAAAGCUCAUUCCGCCACUUUUAACCCCUUCUACUACAAUCAGACUGGAUUGAACAAUGCCUACUCAAGAUUGGUCUUUGGUGGUAUUGGCUCAGAAGAGGUCGUCAGAGCUUUUGUCGAUUCAGAGUACCAAGGAAAUAACCAAGGUCUUGCCGAACGACCAUUGGCCGCUUAUCUCCUCGAAGAAGGAGAAGAAGUAGACCCAGAUAUGUGGCACAUUCCAUCAAACGUCCAGCCUCGACAAAAUGGCGAGUCGGGAACCAUUACUGAAGUCGGUAAGAAACGACAUCGAGGAAUUUCCUGUCGACCUGAUACCGCUUGUUUCCCCGACAACUUCCUCAUCGGCGGUCAAAUCGAUGGAUCUCACGCUUCUCGAGCUCUUUACAGAUGGGAUAUCCGCGGCUUUGUUGACAAGGAUCCUGAUGCGUCGAAUGGUCACAUGGUCGCAUGGGACGCUGCUCCGCCACUGAUCGAAGGAAGACGAGAUUUUGCCGCAGUAGCCUUGGGAAGAAAUGAUCGAUUCUGCAAAAUGAUUCUCGUCUGUGGAGGAGAAGGGUCCAAACCCACUUCAGACCCGACUCCGAACUAUUUGAAAACUUGUGAAUGCUUGACAGCAGUCAACGGCGAAAAUGAAUGGGUGAAGUUUGCGCAUGACCUGCCUUACCCAACUAUUGGAUCAGAGCUCGUUGCUGUCCUCUCUCUCCCGACUGAAGAUAACCCCGACGCUCCUAUCGAAGAAGACAUCUACCACCUCGGCGGUGAUCAAGUCCGAAAUUCUGGCCCCGUCCCCACCAAUCUCAUUCGAAAGCUCACUGAUUCUGGCUGGCAAGAUAUCGCUACGAUGCACCACGCUCGAGGAUUCCACCGCUCCUGGGUCAGCUACGGAUGGGAUGCCGUCCCGAGUUAUGAGUUGCCUCUGAUUUUCUCUGUCGGAGGCGAUGGAACCUCAGUCAUGGAAUUAGAGGUUUUCGACGUCAACUCUCGCUACAGUGAUCCAUUGGAAGAUGAAGCUACUUUCGAUCAGCGAUUCGAUUUCGACAUCAUGGAAUUCGGCAACUGUCAGUUCGACCUCGACCAGCUUCCAUUCUACAAUGAUCCCUGCGCAGACUCUGAAUACUGUAUUGCGUAA
Messenger RNA from Oikopleura dioica, 2382 nucleotides. Lineage: Eukaryota; Metazoa; Chordata; Appendicularia; Copelata; Oikopleuridae. The record is from the annotation of a GenBank genome assembly.